ACUGUUGAAAGCUGGAGUUCAGUCAGGAGAUGUCCUCGUCUACCACACGGGGUCCUCAUUUCCAAAACAAACAAGAUGGCGGCGCGCAUGGGAUCGUCUCUCCUUCAGCUAUUACGGACCAGAAAUCUGACUCAAAUUCGGGUUCCGGACACAUCGUGGGCCUCUUACUACACAGAAACCCGGGGCCAAGCGUUCAGAAAACUGCAGGCUGUGACCCGGAGCACGCUUGUGUCCAGGAGAGCCUUGUCCAUUGAAACACAGGACACACCAAACCCUCGGAGCCUGAAGUUUCUGCCUGGGAAAGCCGUACUUGGGAGUGGGACACUGGAUUUCCCCUCUCCGAGCUCAGCAGAAUGCUCCACUUUAGCCAGGAAUUUGUUUGAUAUUGAAGGAGUAAAAAGUGUGUUCUUUGGCCCAGACUUCAUAACACUAACAAAGAGCGAUGAGGAGGUGGAGUGGACACACAUCAAACGCGACGCCAUGGAAACCAUUACGAAGUUUUAUGAAAGUGGUGAUCCUGUGACAACUGGUGCAAUACAUCAUGAAAGCAGUCAUUGUGAAGAUGACGAUGAUAUAGUCUCACUCAUAAAAGAACUCCUGGACACCAGAAUCAGGCCAACCGUGCAGGAGGACGGAGGUGAUGUCAUCUUUAAAGGCUUUGAGGACGGAGUGGUGAAGUUAAAGCUGGUUGGUUCCUGCACUGGUUGUCCAAGUUCAACAGUUACUUUACGAAGUGGCAUUCAAAACAUGAUGCAAUUUUAUAUCCCGGAGGUUGACAAAGUGGAACAGGUUGAAGAUGAAGUUGAUGAAGUCAAUGCAAAGGUUUUUGAAGAGGUUGAACGUAAACUACAAGAAUAAACAAAGAAAUGUCUCCAUAAAAACAAAAGUGUAAAUACCACAUUGCAUAGUACUGAGUGCAUUUGUUCUGUGCUUAUUUAUAACACAUCUUUGACUGUAUAUGUGCAUUUUAACAGAAGGCUGUACUGUAAAGUUUUACGGUUGUGUGUAAAAACUGUUUUCAUGUUCAACAUUAAGAAAGCAGGAUUCCUGUAUGAAACAACUCUAUUAUAAAAUCAUUUGGUAAUAUAUAUGACACAAAUAAGUGUU
This is a messenger RNA of Boleophthalmus pectinirostris (great blue-spotted mudskipper), 1107 nucleotides long. RefSeq lists its product as uncharacterized. Gene Ontology annotation, biological process: iron-sulfur cluster assembly. Gene Ontology annotation, molecular function: iron ion binding; iron-sulfur cluster binding. Bases 76 to 858 code for a protein of 260 amino acids. Gene Ontology annotation, cellular component: mitochondrion. NCBI's taxonomy places the organism in Eukaryota, Metazoa, Chordata, Actinopteri, Gobiiformes, Gobiidae. The transcript has 8 exons. The record is from RefSeq and is a predicted model, not a curated record.